Trichoderma virens Gv29-8 is the source of this 744-nucleotide messenger RNA. RefSeq lists its product as uncharacterized. The transcript has 2 exons. The record is from RefSeq and is a predicted model, not a curated record. NCBI's taxonomy places the organism in Eukaryota, Fungi, Ascomycota, Sordariomycetes, Hypocreales, Hypocreaceae. Bases 1 to 744 code for a protein of 247 amino acids.
AUGCUCAAAGAAGUGAUGGUCUUGUCUGUAGGUGACUCUACCUACUCUCUAUCCACCUUGUCCUCAGAUCCUCACACCAAACCGGAUACCCUGCUCUCCAAUGAUGGCCCUGUCACUGAACGCACUUGUAUCGUCCGUACCUUCGGAAAUGUGGGCAAGUACGGCAUCUCUCUAUUGAUUCCGCCACCCGAACUCAAGAUGCGCAAACCAAAGAGCGGCGAAUGGAAUGUUAUCAAUCAUGAUAUUUGGGAUGGCGCAUCUGCUGACUCAUUCGGGGAGACGUCACUCCAUUUGUUCCUCACCGAAUACCGAGUUGCUUAUACUUCUAGCCAUCGUGGGAAUCGAGAUAUACAGGCUUUUUUCCAGGAAGCUGCAAUAUCGAUCUACGAUGGGAAAACCUGGGUAGGUGAUGUUGAUGUUGUCAGGGCUAUGAAGCAUGACUCAGCCAUGUUGCUUAGAAUUUCGAAGCGUAAGGAGCAGUUGAAAAGAGAGGCGUUGGCUAACGAGAUUGCUUGUGUUGAUAACUGGUACGAGCUGCUGGAUAAACCAGAUCGUCCAGUCCUGGUACGCAGCCGAGGAAAAUGGCUUGGCCGUCUCGCGGCGGCAUCGAUAAGCCUCCAGCUUGGCCAUAGGGUUGUGUUGUUGCCUAAUGACGGGUGUCCGAAAGGUUGUUUUACCGAUGUCAAAUUUAUGAGGGAUUACUUGGUGCGGACGGGGGAUGUCAUUAUAGAUGUCAUCAAUUGA